AUGGAACCAGCAGAAGAUGUUUGGAACGACUUCCACGUUUUCCGUGGCAACUCUACGCUUACAGCGGGUUUGCUCUUUAACAAGGUUGGCGAAGGAGAUCUCCAAGCUAAUGUGAGGUGGUUCUGGACGUGGAUUGAUACCCUGCAUACAAGUCUUCUCAAUAAUGAAGACGUCGGUAUCAACCCGUCAGCACAGACUCAGGAUGUGCUAGAACUGCUAAAAAGAUUCUUUCCCCUCCCAACAUCUCCGAAUCAGCAGAGAGAACGCCCUCUGGUCCUCCUGAAUCCAGACAACACCGGAAAACUCCAGUUCGUGGAAGUGACAUUCGGAGAUGGGAACAAGAUCCAGAUUCCUGAUGGCGCCAGCGCUCUGGCUUUCAUCUUCAGCGUCGCUGCGCCCCCCGAUGCUCUCCCUCGAGACUCCAGUGCGGUCCGCAGAUGGAUUAUUCCUCUACUGGCGGCAUUGUCUAGGUGCCUCUAUCUGGCGUACAUAUUCAAUCAGAUCAACGGGACAGACCCUGAACCGACACAGGAAGGCAAUCUCAUGUCGGUUCCCGUCAUGAGCUGCGCAAUGUGGUUCGUCGAAGCAGAGAACAAGCUACCUCGUUACCUGCUGGGGUCUACAUACACCACGGGGUCCAACAUCGAUAUCAAAGCAGUUGCAAGCCUGAAGAGGCGUCGGUUGAUGAAUCUUUGGAGACGUGAAGAGCUCGUCGACCCCCAACUGUCGUCCUUCGCGCCUCCGCGGAAACUACCUCCCGCGAGUGCGAGCCAGUAUUUCACCUCACCUACGCUACAAGCCGAAGCCGAAGAGCUUUUGGCCGCUGCAAUGAGGAGCGAUGUUCUCUCUUCUGCCCCUGCUGUCACAUUGAAUACCUACAUCAAGUCGGUGACUGUCGACCCUCUUCCGGACAAAACACCUUGGUUUACCUUCCCGAAACCGAAGGUAGACAGCGCGACCAAUAAAGCCAAUGCCGCACUGCUACAGAGUUACGCGGCGACCUCCCCACUGCAACCGCCUCCAGAGAUAGGGCCUCUGCAAAGACAGAACAUCUUGAAUAAUGCAGAUCCCGUACUGGAGAGCACUCUUCGCGCCGCAUUGAGCAACGUGCUUCGUAUCGUUUGGGCCGCUCGUGGUGUCCUAGACCCGAACGACGAGGCUGCUCUCAAGGCCGCCUUUUCCGAGGUCUCAGCGGCGUACUUCGUGCCACACUACUACCUUCUCAAACCUGACCUCAAAAACCCUGCCAAGAAGGUAUUGGACUACACGCUCGAAAUCCCGAUCGCUACAAGAGCGGCAGAGGCCAAGAUACUGUUCGAUGGCUUGUGGACAGAGGAUAACAGUAAAAAAAUCAUCAAUAUGGCCUACAGAAUAUACCACUGGGUUAUUGCCGAAGAUGAUGAACUCAAGUUUGCCGGUGGAGGAGUAUCUCGAUGGGGACGCUGCGCCGAAACGUAUCCGGUCUGUGAGCUCCUGCCCAAUGUGACCUCAGAGCGAAAACUCCUUGGUGCCCCUAAUGAAUCUUUAGUCAAAGGGGUCGCAAUGGAGAUUCGGUCCUUCAGUAACCUAGUACCUGCAGCUCCAGCUGUUGGUAUAUUUGCCUUGGAGCAAAGCUUCACUUGGGGUACACUUGCUGAAAUCCAUCGAUGUCGUGAGCAAGGAUUGUUUAGGCUGCCUUGCCAGAAUUGCCAGAUUUUGUUGCCAGAAAUGGAUGUACGUGUGGGCAAGGAUAACUACGACACCGAGCUUUACAAACGGCAGCCAGACUUCCAGGUCGUGUAG
Clonostachys solani is the source of this 1782-nucleotide messenger RNA. The record is from the annotation of a GenBank genome assembly. Lineage: Eukaryota; Fungi; Ascomycota; Sordariomycetes; Hypocreales; Bionectriaceae.